CGUGACCGCGUCCUUUCCAUCAUGGCGUCUACUCGGGAUGGUUUGUUUUGCUCCCGGUCUAUACAGCGAGCGAUAUUUUUCUUCUCUUUUUGCUGGACUUUAAUUCAGAGCUCUGUAAAUGAUGUUGAAAGCUGCUACAACCUCCGACUGGGACAAUAUCUUUGCAAAACCCCUAAAAUAGAUGAUGCGACUCAAGAACCUGAGAACUGCAAGGAUCUAGUGGCAUGGGUGGAAUGCCUUCCUGCACCAAACAUCAGCUGCUUACUAGCAAAUGGGACCAGGUUCAAGUUCAGCGGGGAGGAGGUUGGAUUUAAUAAAAGCAUCCCAUGUCGGAAUGUGACUGGCUAUUCGUAUAAAGUGGCUGUGGCUUUGUCCCUGUUCCUGGGAUGGCUGGGUGCAGAUCGCUUCUAUUUGGGUUAUCCAGCUCUCGGGCUACUGAAGUUCUGCACUGUGGGUUUCUGUGGAAUUGGAAGUCUGGUGGAUUUCAUAUUGAUAUCCAUGCAGAUCGUUGGUCCAUCUGACGGUUCGGAUUACAUCGUGGACUACUAUGGAGCGAGGCUCGUACGGCUCUCCAUAACAAACGAGACAUACAGGCGAACACAGAUCUCUCUCUGAGGAGGUGGAUGGAGAGGACAGGACGAAAACCUGACGUCCAGGAUUGUGUCAUGUAAAUCUCAGCCUUUCCUCUUUUCAACUGGGAAGACACAUCGACAUGCCCGACACCUCCCUGUGUGACUGAGUGAGACUGAGUGAGACACAGUGAGUGAGUGAGUGAGAGAGACACAGUGAGUGAGUGAGUGAGUGAGACACAGUGAGUGAGUGAGUGAGACACAGUGAGUGAGUGAGUGAGAAAGUGAGACACAGUGAGUGAGUGAGUGAGACACAGUGAGUGAGUGAGACACAGUGAGUGAGUGAGUGAGUGAGACACAGUGAGUGAGACAGAGUGAGAAACAGUGAGUGAGUGAGAGAGACACAGUGAGUGAGAGAGACACAGUGAGUGAGUGAGACACAGUGAGUGAGUGAGUGAGACACAGUGAGUGAGUGAGUGAGACACAGUGAGUGAGUGAGUGAGACACAGUGAGUGAGUGAGUGAGACACAGUGAGUGAGUGAGUGAGUGAGACACUGAGUGAGUGAGUGAGACACAGUGAGUGAGACACAGUGAGUGAGUGAGUGAGACAGUGAGUGAGUGAGACACAGUGAGUGAGACAGAGUGAGAAACAGUGAGUGAGUGAGAGAGACACAGUGAGUGAGUGAGACAGUGAGUGAGUGAGACACAGUGAGUGAGACACAGUGAGUGAGACACAGUGAGUGAGACACAGUGAGUGAGACAGAGUGAGUGAGACAGAGUGAGAAACAGUGAGUGAGUGAGUGAGACAGUGAGUGAGUGAGACACAGUGAGUGAGACAGAGUGAGUGAGACAGAGUGAGAAACAGUGAGUGAGUGAGUGAGACAGUGAGUGAGUGAGACACAGUGAGUGAGACACAGUGAGUGAGACACAGUGAGUGAGACAGAGUGAGAAACAGUGAGUGAGUGAGACAGAGUGAGAAUGUGUGUGUGAGUGUCAGAGUGUGUGUGUGAGAGUCAGAGAGAGAGAGAGAGUAUGUGUGUGUGUGAGUGAGAGAGAGUGUGAGACACAGAGACAGAGAGUGAGUGAGUGAGUAAGAUGGAGAGAGUGAGUGAGACAGAGAGUGUGUGUGUGUGUGUGUGUUUGGACUGCUGAGGAUUGUAAAUAGAGACUACGAUAUGUUAAGCUUGUGUUCUCCAAAGUGGAUAAGCCCACCUUCAUUCCUGCGUCUCCUCUCGCCCUCACCAUCCAUCCUUCUUUCAUCUGACUCUGAGCAGCAGAAUGCAGUUCAUCCUAUAUAAUAGUUGUGCAAUGGAAAUCUGUCUCCCCCAGAUUUAUUUAAUUAUCCACCUCAGACUCCAGUGAUCUCACACACACAUGACACAAUGAGACUGUCAUCUACAAACUCUGUUAUUACGUAACCUGCAAUGCAAAAUGUCUUGGUAAAGUUUGGUAUGAUUCCAUGUAAGCCUCCUGGGAAGCUGGAAGUUAUGCUGAACAGUGCAUAUACUAUUUAUGGACACUAUAUUGAGUUAGAUUUACGGUCACGUCCGUUAUUCGGCAAGAGGAAAACCAUUUUUCUUUCUGAACUAUUUCUUUAAGACCUUCUGUUUUGUCUUUGUUAUUUAAAUGAUGUAAAUAAAGUUUUACCAAUCUGU
This is a messenger RNA of Ictalurus punctatus (channel catfish), 2224 nucleotides long. RefSeq names its product TM2 domain containing 1 (gene tm2d1). The coding region runs from base 22 to 615 and encodes 197 amino acids. The record is from RefSeq and is a predicted model, not a curated record. NCBI's taxonomy places the organism in Eukaryota, Metazoa, Chordata, Actinopteri, Siluriformes, Ictaluridae. The transcript is spliced from 7 exons.